AACCCGCCCGGCCCGCUCUGCCCCCUCCCGCUCCCCCCGCCGGGGAGGGCUAUUAAAAGCUGCUGACGUAGGAGCGGACGGCCAUCUUUGAUGAGGGCACGGCUCCCGAUCCAUUGAAGAAGGAGACCCGCGGAGGUCAGCAGCCUCCUGUCCUUGCCUCCCAUCCAGCUGCGGCACCGAGCCACCGACCCCGCCGCGCCGCGCUCCGCCAGCCCAGGCUCACAAAGCAGCUGAGUGCAAAUCCUGAUCCGCAGCGUCCCCAAACACCCCCACAGCUAAAAUGGCGGAAGACGCGGAUAUGCGCAAUGAGUUGGAAGAGAUGCAGCGGCGUGCCGACCAGCUCGCUGAUGAAUCCCUUGAGAGCACCCGCCGAAUGCUGCAGCUUGUUGAAGAGAGUAAAGAUGCUGGUAUCAGGACUUUGGUUAUGUUGGAUGAGCAAGGAGAACAACUCGAUCGUGUUGAAGAAGGCAUGAACCAUAUCAACCAAGACAUGAAGGAGGCCGAGAAAAAUUUAAAAGAUUUAGGGAAAUGCUGUGGCCUUUUCAUAUGUCCUUGUAACAAGCUUAAAUCAAGCGAUGCUUACAAAAAGGCCUGGGGCAAUAAUCAGGAUGGUGUUGUAGCCAGCCAGCCUGCACGUGUUGUAGAUGAACGGGAGCAGAUGGCCAUCAGUGGUGGCUUUAUCCGCAGGGUAACAAACGAUGCCCGGGAAAAUGAAAUGGAUGAGAACCUGGAGCAGGUCAGCGGCAUCAUUGGCAACUUACGUCACAUGGCCUUGGACAUGGGCAACGAGAUCGACACACAGAACCGCCAGAUUGACAGGAUCAUGGAGAAGGCUGAUUCCAACAAAACCAGGAUUGAUGAAGCCAACCAGCGUGCAACAAAGAUGCUGGGCAGCGGUUAAAUGCAGAGAAGUGCAUUUCCUUUUAAUGCUGUCCAGCAGGACGGCACCUUCAUGCUUUUAUCAUGGUAUUUAUCUACUAGGUUUGCACACAUGCACAUAUCAGCCCCAUUGUAAAUGUUGUCCUGUGUAGUUUGUCAGCUUUCCAAAAAUGAUACUUGUAAUUAUUUUUUUCUAGAUAUCUUUCUUUCCAAAGGUUGUACAUAGUGCUGAUUUGAUGGCUAUAGCUCACUAUGAUGUUUUUUGGGGUUCUUCCUUUCCUUUCCUUGUUUCUGUUUUGGAUUACUUUCCUUUUUUUUUCCUUCUCAUUUUUCUCUUUUUUUUAAUGAUGUUUGCUGAAUGACAACACUGUUGGAAUGCUAAACGUGCUGUUAACCUUUAAAUAUACAGUAUUGUUCUUGUAAAACUGUGACAUUCCACAGAGCUACUGCCAUGCUCCUGUCUUUGGGUAUCAUGAUGUUUAAGCACUUAAACCUGCUGUCUUCAGUUCUUCAUUGCCAUUAUCUGUUGUUAUGAUUUCAUGAUUAGACAAUGUGAAAUUAUAUUACUAUAACAAGCAUUGCACUAAAAAGUGAUGUGAUUUAUGCAGUUAUGCAUGAGGAAUAAAUAGACUUUUAGACUCCUACUUAAACAAGAAUUUUCCCAUGGCAGUAGCACACCAACAAUGACAACAAAAGCAUGCUCAGUAUUCGGACUCUUUUGGGACUAUGUUAUACCAGCAAGUUUGCAGUUGUGCCACUUUUUUCUUGUUGAUAUAUAUAUAGUUAUUAAUCAUGAUCAUUUUUUUUAAUUAUGAAAAAAAGAGGGAUUUGGCACUCACCAUUUAGCCAUUGCCAGCAAAAUAAAAGCUUGGCUGAAAAUAUGUCAAAGACACAAAGAAAUAAGUGUAAUAUAUUGGGUUUGUCUGCUGCUUUUGAAGACUAUCUUUUGGAGGAAACAACUACCAUAUGAAAUGGUGCAAAGAAAUGUAAUUUUUAUAAGGCUCUCUCUUACUAGUCGCUAUCCCCAUGUGGUUUGUUAUCAGUACAGUUCUCUGUUGCUUACCUAGAGCUAUGCACACCAAAUCGCUGAGAUGUUUAGUAGCUGACAAUUAAAAAUAAUUAAAAAAACCUAAAUGAAUGAACUCUAGAUAAACUGUGAGAUAAAUAUCAUUUACAGCAUGUAAUAUGAAAAUUCCUUAUGUCUCCUGUCAGUUUGUGAAGUGAUUGACAUUUUGUAGCUAGUUUAAAGAUUAUUAAAAAUUAUAGAUCUCAGAA
Messenger RNA from Melospiza georgiana, 2154 nucleotides. RefSeq names its product synaptosome associated protein 25 (gene SNAP25). Gene Ontology annotation, molecular function: SNAP receptor activity; voltage-gated potassium channel activity; syntaxin-1 binding. Gene Ontology annotation, cellular component: synaptobrevin 2-SNAP-25-syntaxin-1a-complexin I complex; plasma membrane. The record is from RefSeq and is a predicted model, not a curated record. NCBI's taxonomy places the organism in Eukaryota, Metazoa, Chordata, Aves, Passeriformes, Passerellidae. The coding region runs from base 281 to 901 and encodes 206 amino acids. Gene Ontology annotation, biological process: synaptic vesicle priming; synaptic vesicle fusion to presynaptic active zone membrane; exocytosis. The transcript is spliced from 8 exons.